Molecule: messenger RNA, 1255 nt
Organism: Eptesicus fuscus (big brown bat)
Lineage: Eukaryota; Metazoa; Chordata; Mammalia; Chiroptera; Vespertilionidae
Gene: SNRPA1
Product: small nuclear ribonucleoprotein polypeptide A'
Exons: 9
Coding region: 174-941 (255 amino acids)
Biological process (GO): mRNA splicing, via spliceosome
Cellular component (GO): U2 snRNP
Molecular function (GO): protein binding; U2 snRNA binding
Source: RefSeq, a predicted model, not a curated record
CUGGAGUUGAGCGCCGGGCUUGUCGGGAAGUGUGGCAGAAGCGGGUUCCAAAGGCCGUAAAGGUUUUCGUUUGCCGGCGCGGGGUCCGCCGGGAAGUGUGUCUGAGAUCCGCCGCGCGGUCCUUCAGGCGGGAGGCUCAGCGUUUCGCGGGCCGGGAGAAGGGAGGCGGCACGAUGGUGAAGCUGACGGCGGAGCUGAUCGAGCAGGCGGCGCAGUACACCAACGCCGUGCGGGACCGCGAGCUGGACCUGCGGGGAUAUAAAAUCCCUGUCAUCGAGAAUCUGGGUGCGACCUUAGACCAGUUCGAUGCGAUUGAUUUUUCUGACAAUGAAAUCCGGAAACUGGACGGCUUCCCUCUGCUGAGGAGACUGAAGACCCUCCUCGUGAACAACAACCGGAUAUGCCGCAUCGGUGAGGCGCUGGACCAGGCCCUGCCCUGCCUCACGGAGCUCGUCCUCACCAACAACAGCCUCGUGGAGCUGGGUGACCUGGACCCGCUGGCGUCGCUCAAGUCGCUGACCUACCUGAGUAUUCUCAGGAACCCCGUGACCAACAAGAAGCACUACCGCCUGUACGUCAUUUACAAGGUCCCCCAAGUGCGUGUGCUGGACUUCCAGAAGGUGAAGCUCAAAGAGCGUCAGGAAGCAGAGAAAAUGUUCAAGGGCAAGCGGGGUGCGCAGCUUGCAAAGGACAUUGCCAGGAGAAGCAAAACGUUCAACCCAGGUGCGGGUUUGCCCACUGACAAGAAGAAGGGCGGGCCACUGCCCGGGGACGUGGAGGCCAUCAAGAACGCCAUAGCGAACGCGUCGACGCUGGCGGAGGUGGAGCGGCUGAAGGGCCUGCUGCAGUCGGGCCAGAUCCCCGGCAGGGAGCGCCGAGCAGGCCCCAGCAACGACGGGGAGGAGGAGAUGGAGGAAGACACCAUCGCCAACGGCUCCUGAGUGUCCGCGGGGCCGGUGUCCUCGGGGCGUGGGGCCCAGCCGCCGGAGACAUGGUCCUGCCUUGAACGUGGAAUGAUAGCGUGAAGCUUCGCUGGGGGGCUCCGACGGCUGCAGUGGUUUCUCAUUCACAUUCUGAGAUCUCACCGCCUGAUUCGCACAGAGUGGAAUAGACACCCACUGCCUGCUGCUGGGCUGUGCGCGCAGUGGGUGUGUACGCCUUUAAGCGGGACCCGCAGGAGGCCUUGUUUCUGACCAGGCCUCCGUCUGUAAAACGUUUGGAUGUUUAAAUGUUAAUAAAACUGCUGUUCACGGCA